AUGUCACUCUACACCAAGUUUAUGAAAGACAUCCUCACCAAGAAGGGGAAGUAUAUUGAUAAUGAGAGUAUUGUGGUGGGAGGCAACUACAGUGCAAUGAUACAGAGGAAGUUACCCAAGAAGUUCAAAGACCCCAGGAGUGUGACUAUCCCUUGCACCAUAAAGAAGGAGUCAGUAGAAAAGACCCUCAUUGACUUAGGGGCAAGCAUCAACCUGAUGCCCUUAUCAAUGUGCAAAAGAAUUGGCAAUCUAAAGAUUGACCCUACCAGGAUGACGCUUCAGCUGGCAGACCACUCAAUCACAAGACCGUAUGGGGUAGUAGAAGAUGUCCUAGUCAAGGUCCACCACUUCACCUUUCUGGUGGACUUUUUCAUCAUGGAUAUCGAAGAAGACACAGAGAUUCCUCUUAUCCUAGGCAGGCCCUUCAUGUUGACUGCCAAAUGUGUGGUAAAAAACUUGUUAACUCGUUGA
Glycine soja is the source of this 471-nucleotide messenger RNA. RefSeq lists its product as uncharacterized. NCBI's taxonomy places the organism in Eukaryota, Viridiplantae, Streptophyta, Magnoliopsida, Fabales, Fabaceae. The transcript has a single exon. The record is from RefSeq and is a predicted model, not a curated record. Bases 1 to 471 code for a protein of 156 amino acids.